This is a messenger RNA of Gracilinanus agilis (Agile Gracile Mouse Opossum), 741 nucleotides long. RefSeq names its product gasdermin-D-like. Lineage: Eukaryota; Metazoa; Chordata; Mammalia; Didelphimorphia; Didelphidae. Gene Ontology annotation, molecular function: phosphatidylserine binding; phosphatidylinositol-4,5-bisphosphate binding; phosphatidylinositol-4-phosphate binding. The transcript has 4 exons. Bases 1 to 741 code for a protein of 246 amino acids. Gene Ontology annotation, biological process: pyroptotic inflammatory response; defense response to bacterium. The record is from RefSeq and is a predicted model, not a curated record.
AUGUCCUCCAUGUUUGAGCGUGAUGCCAAGAAGGUAGUCAAAGAGCUGGGGAAGAAAGGGGAUCUCAUACCUGUCCAGAGCCUUCUCAACUCUACUCGCUUCCGCCCUUUCUGCCUGAUUCGGAAGAAGGCAAAAAAAUUUCCCUGGUUCUUUCAACCUCCCUUUUUUGAUACAUAUUUCUCCCUCAUGGACAUCCUGGAGCCAAAUUCCCCAGUCCCAGAAGUGACAUCAAGCAAACCCUUCCAUUUCUAUGAAACCGAGCAUGGGGAGUUAAAGGGAGAGAUGGAUCUGGACGUGGCCAGUGAGAUGCAGGGGAAGGUGACAGGGGCUACCACAUCAUGCAAUAACUUGGCUCUGAAGCUGCAAAUCCUCACUGUUGUCCCCCAAAUCUGGGAGGCCUUGAUGGAGAGAAAAGUGAAGUCAAAGCAUUCCUUCCUUCAGGAGGUGCAAAAUCGUGGGGAAAAACUUUAUGUAGUGACAGAGGCCAUAGAGAACAUGGAAGACACAAUUCUGAUGCACUCCAACAAAAAAGAAGGCUCAAUAGAGACAUCCUUGGGACAACUAUCCUCCCUCCCAGUCAUUACCUUCAAGAACCAAGCCCAAGGUCAAACAGACAGAAAAAAGGCGGUGACUAUUAACCAGGGCUGCAUCUUGGCUUAUCGGGCUCUGGAGCUGUUCAUUGAGAAUGAUGGAUGGAGUAAGCAAAGAGAACUUGGAUUGGGAAGCAUUUUUCUGGGAUAA